UGAACCUGCGCGAGCUGUCACGUCGCCGUUUGCUUUGUAAAAAUCGCAGCGACGGAGCGAUAAGUGUCGCCGUCAAUGAGAAAUACUGAAAAUAUCUGAAUUAUCGGGAAAACUCCUGAGGUGAGGAGGCGCAGUCAAUCCGGCGUGGCUCCAAACGGCUCCUGUUCACCGGACUGAAGAUUUGAGGCCCGCCGUGUGACACCAUGACCAAGGUGUGCAAGAACUGCGGCAGCUCGGACAUCGACGUGGACCAAGCCCGCGGCGAUGCCGUCUGCAUGUCCUGCGGCUCCGUGCUGGAGGACAACAUCAUCGUGUCCGAGGUGGAGUUCGUGGAGACGGGAGGCGGAGGGUCGUCGGCUGUCGGGCAGUUUGUCUCCUCAGAAGUUGGAGGCGUCAACCCGUCUUUUGGAGACGUCCAACUGUCAGGACUAGCGGGCAGGGAGUCCAGAGCUCAGACGCUGCAGAGAGCGAGACAGAGCAUCAACACUCUGGGUAACCAGCUGCAGAUGAACAAGCACUGUGUGGACACGGCCUAUAACUUCUACAAGAUGGCGCUCACGAAACACCUGACCCGCGGCCGCAAGGCCUCCCACGUCAUCGCCGCGUGUAUCUACAUGGUGUGUCGCACCGAGGGAACGCCACACAUGCUGCUGGACCUCAGCGAUAUCCUGCAGGUGAACGUCUACAUACUGGGAAGAACCUUCCUCGUUCUGGCCAGAGAGCUGUGCAUCAACGCCCCGGCUAUAGACCCGUGCCUGUACAUUCCCCGUUUCGCCCAGCUGCUGGAAUUUGGGGAGAAGAACCACGAAGUCUCCAUGACGGCGAUGAGACUGGUGCAGAGGAUGAAGAGGGACUGGAUGCACACCGGACGAAGGCCGUCGGGACUCUGUGGAGCAGCUCUUCUUGUUGCUGCUCGCAUGUACGACUUUCGCCGCACCAUUAAAGAAAUUGUCAGCGUUGUAAAAGUUUGUGAAACCACGCUAAGAAAAAGACUGACGGAGUUCGAGGACACACCCACCAGUCAGCUGACCAUCGAAGAGUUCAUGAAGAUCGAUCUGGACCAGGAGUGUGACCCGCCCUGCUUUACAGCCGGACUGAUAAAGAAAAAAGUCAAUAAGCUGGAGAUCGAGCUGAAGAAAAGGAUGGACGAUGUCGAAGAUGAAAUUCAAGGUUACCAGGAUGAAAUAGACGCAGAGCUUGAGAAUGGUCGACCCAAACUGAGAGGAGUGUACGCCGCCUACGCUAAAGAAGCCCCUCUCCCAGAUGGUGAAAAUGAAAAUGGCGACGUCGUCUCCACAUCGUCUAAAACGGAAGACUUCGAGGAACCAGGGGAGGAGGACGUGCUUCAGGCCGUGGCCAAACACUUUGGCAAAGACCUGGAGGAGCUGACGCUGGAGGCUCUGAUCAAACUGGAGCAGAGGACACCAGCGGGGGGAGAGGAGGACGAGGAACUGGAGGACAUUAUCCCAAAGCGAAAGGCCCCGUCGCUGGAGUCCAUCCUGGGCCCGAUGCCCACGGCAGCCAGCCUCAGCCUCCAGGAGCCCGUCAGCACCUGCGUCGGAGAGGAGAAGGAGAACGAUGGGGCUGCUGACAGCGGGGAGCUGGACCUGAGUGGAAUAGAUGACAACGAGAUCGAGCUGUAUCUGCUGAGCGACAACGAAAUCAAAGUGAAGACGGCGCUGUGGAUGGCAGAAAACUCCGACUACCUCAAAGAGCAGAAAGAGAAGGAGGCAAAGAUAGAGAAGGAGAAGGCGCUCGGGACCUACAAAGAAAAGAAGCCGAAACGACCGUCUAGGAGGCACCAGCCGAUCCGAGCCAACACGGCAGACGAGGCCAUCGAGAAGAUGCUGGAGCAGAAGAGGAUCUCCACCAAGAUCAACUACGACGUCCUGAAGGACCUCAACAUCAAGCCCGGCGCCAGCCCCGCCCGCAAGGUCGAGUCCCCGAAAAAGGAGCCGUCUGCCACCAAACUGAACGGACGCAACCGCAAACCCGCCCGAGCUCCACUCAGCCUCAGCACGCCGCUCAGCACCCUGGGAAAAAGGUUGCAGCCGUUCAUCACCGGACAGCCCAGCAAGAAGCUCGCUGUGGAGCAGAUUGCCAACUCUAACCCCCUGCCGCUGCCCGUGGGAGCCCCCGCCGGCAGCGUGGUGGUGGAGAGCGGGCCGGUCGUCUACGAUGAUGCAGCUGCUGAUGAGGAGGACGACGAGGAAGAGGAGGCUUGUGUCAGCGCCUUGGAGCUGCUGGGCGGCAACGAUUAUGGCAGCGAUGGUGAUUACGAUGAUUGAUUCUGGCAGUGGUCUUCCCGGGGUUAUCACUCCCAACUGGUACGAACUAUUUUGAAUCCUUAAGUGUAUCAAAUGUUUACUACCUGAGACACAAAGUGGCUGCAGAUACAGAUGCGAGCUGUGAAGCAAAGAGGAAU
Plectropomus leopardus (leopard coralgrouper) is the source of this 2425-nucleotide messenger RNA. It is a transcript of the gene brf1a, whose product is annotated as BRF1 general transcription factor IIIB subunit a. Gene Ontology annotation, cellular component: nucleus; transcription preinitiation complex; transcription factor TFIIIB complex. The record is from RefSeq and is a predicted model, not a curated record. Lineage: Eukaryota; Metazoa; Chordata; Actinopteri; Perciformes; Serranidae. Gene Ontology annotation, molecular function: RNA polymerase III type 3 promoter sequence-specific DNA binding; TBP-class protein binding; RNA polymerase III general transcription initiation factor activity. Gene Ontology annotation, biological process: transcription by RNA polymerase III; transcription preinitiation complex assembly; DNA-templated transcription initiation.